AUUAGAUAUACGUCAAUGUCUAUAUUUAACGCGCAUUAUCAUGCAAAACGUUGUCUGCAUCACGUGACGUGGGACAUAUUCCUACUCUGCUGUUCGUCUUACUGUGUAAACAGAAACAGGAAAAUAAUGGACAAGCGCAAAUCAGAAAUCAGCAUCGUGGUUAUAGGAAAUGUUGGCUCUGGCAAGUCAACGACAGCUGGCCACUUGAUCUACAAAGGUGGCGGUUUUGACCGACAAACCAUUGAGAGAUAUGAGAAAGAGGCUGCCGAGAGUGUAAAGGGCACAUAUGCCUGGCUUCUGGACAAGAUCAGGGCCGAACGUGGUAUCACCACUGACACAUUUGAAUUUGAGUCAAAGAAACAUUUCGUCACAAUCAUUGACGCUCCCGGGUAUAAGGAUUUCAUCAAAAACAUGAUCACAGGAGCAUAUCAGGCUGACUGCGCCGUUCUCGUCGUUGCUGCUCUGACAGGAGAGUUUGAGGAGAGUUUUUCAAAGAACGGCCAGAUACGAGAACAAAUCCGUCUGGUUCAUACCCUUGGUGUGAAACAGAUGAUUGUCGCUAUUACUAAGAUGGACGUUACAGAGCCACUCUACUCUGAGGGGCGAUAUCAAGAAAUUAAACGUGAAUUGAGUAGCUACCUCAAGGAAAUUGGCUACGUCCCGCAAGAGGUCGCCUUUGUGCCCAUCUCCGGUUUGCUUGGUGACAAUAUGCUGGAACCUAGUGCGAAUAUGACUUGGUGGAAGAAUUGGUCUAUUGAAAGAAAAAAAGAACUAGCAACUGGUCAGACCCUUUUCGAGGCUAUUGAUGCCAUCCUCCCACCGGAGCGUCUAGUGACAAAGCCACUUCGUUUGCCUCUUCAGGAUGUUCAUAAAAUUGCCGGUAUAGGAACAGUUCCUGAAGGAAGGGUUGAGACUGGAAUUAUCAAACCCGGAAUGGUCGUCACAUUUGCUCCACAAAACCUGACAACUGAAGUGAAAUCAUUGGAGAUGCAUCGCCAACAGGUACCAGAAGCUUUGCCAGGGGACACCGUUCAGUUCAAUGUGAAGAAUGUGUCCGAAGAACUCAAUAGAGGAGAUGUGGCUGGGGAUAGCACUAAUGAUCCACCAAAGGAGGUGGAAAGUUUCAUCGCCCAGCUUAUAAUCCUCGAUCAUCCCGGAACUAUCAAAGCCGGCUAUUCUCCUGUCAUCGACUGUCACACGGCGCAUAUUGCUUGCAAGUUCGUCGAAUUACUUGACAAAUAUGAUCGCGGAACCGGAAAAUCUAUAGAAAAAAAACCUGAAUCCGUCAAAGCUGGUGAUGGUUGCAUAGCUAAGCUUGUUCCAUUGAAGCCAAUGUGUGUUGAAAGAUUCUCCGAAUACCCUCCCCUGGGACGUUUUUCUGUCCAAGACAUGGGACAAACCGUGGCUGUUGGACUCAUUAAGGACGUCGUUAAGAAGUAAACUGUCGGCAAAGACCCCAGGUCAGCUGCCAGGAAUUGAACAUUUGAGAAUUAUAUCCAACACCAUUGCUAGGGAUUCCGCCGUCUUUAUACCACUGAGUUAAAAUAUCUGACAUAGUCACAAACGUUUUACCUAAUUUUCUUACCAAAUUAUUACAAUCUAAUUAAAAUUAGUUUCAAAGGAUUUACAAUUAUUUUCUCUUGUCGGCAUACAGGUCGUAGAAAAGCAAAAUAUGUUCUGUUCAGAUACAAAGCGGCAGAUUCCCCCAACUUUAAGGCAAGGAAGAAAAUGAAACACAUGUACUUGUAUUUUAUUUAUAUUCACUUAUAACCAUUUUUUUGUAGACGUUAGACAAAUGAGUUGAAGACGAACCAUAUUUAAGUUUAGUAUCUCGUCCCUAUCAAUACUUUGAAGGCUUCAUUGUUGUCAAACUGCCAUUGCAUGAUUUAUAAGGUGUUAUUUCUGUUUAAACAGUUUGUCUACUGUUGCAGAAUUAGGAAAAUGUAUGUGCUCUUGUGUGAUGUGUUAAACCAACACACAUAUCAUAUCUAUGAAGUCAAGAAAGACAUGUAUAUGUCAGGAUAUUUUUUUAUUUUUUUUUAAAUGCUUUGCUUAUUCUUGAUAACAUAUUGAGCAUGAAGUUCAUCUUACAUAUGGUCAAGAUACAAUGUAUGAUAAAAUGUACAAUAUUUAGAGCUUAUUUUUUUAUUGUUUAUGUGGUGAGGAAACCAUGCAUUUCCCGACAAAGAAUUAUUUGAUUUAACAAAAUUGACCUAUUUGAAAAAUGGAUACUAUACAAUAAUGGUCACGUGCUAUGUCUAUUUGUAUAUCUGUAGUUAGAAGGACGAAACAGCUUAUGGAAACGUUUUUGUUAAUUAUUAAUUGUUUUAAUUACCAACUUUCAUAGGAGCAAUAGCACGCGUGUAUCUUAUAAUAACCGCAUACUAAUGAGGGCCGAAGUUUAUUCUGGCAGAGAUAAUUUGUUUUCAUCAUUCUCCUUUGUAAUUAUAUAUAUUGUUCUGCAGUGUAAUGUAUUAUUAUGCUAAGAAGUAUACAGUAUAUUAUAAUAUUAUGCAUCUAAAUAUCCACAAUAAAAAUUGAUUAAAAAAAACAA
This is a messenger RNA of Mizuhopecten yessoensis (Yesso scallop), 2554 nucleotides long. RefSeq names its product elongation factor 1-alpha-like. The record is from RefSeq and is a predicted model, not a curated record. The transcript has 7 exons. Lineage: Eukaryota; Metazoa; Mollusca; Bivalvia; Pectinida; Pectinidae. Bases 16 to 1440 code for a protein of 474 amino acids. Gene Ontology annotation, molecular function: translation elongation factor activity; GTPase activity; GTP binding. Gene Ontology annotation, biological process: translational elongation; translation.